Molecule: messenger RNA, 1043 nt
Organism: Trichoderma reesei QM6a
Lineage: Eukaryota; Fungi; Ascomycota; Sordariomycetes; Hypocreales; Hypocreaceae
Exons: 1
Coding region: 112-615 (167 amino acids)
Source: RefSeq, a predicted model, not a curated record
UUUUCACUCCUUUUGGAAAGCAAAGCACAACGGCAAGGCCCGUCACAUUAUCAUCAACACUCCUUCUUUAGCUUCUCAAGCAAGAAAAAAAAACCCAAGCAAACCUUCAAAAUGCGUUUCGCCGCCUCUGUUGCUACCCUCAUUGCCUCCGCGGCUCUCUCUUCUGCCGCCAGCGUCACCUUCUGGACCCUGGACAACGCUCAGCGCACCAUCUACUUCACCUCCAACCCCGGCAGCUCCAACAUCGACUCCGUCAAGGUCGGCGGUGGAAAGAACACCACUGUUACCUUCCCCGAUACCUGGCAGGGCAACUUCUACGCCGUCAAGGAGGGCGCCAACAACGUCCCCGGCAUGCUCGGCGAGAUCAACUUUGGCAGCUGGCACGGCCUGACCUACUUUGACGUCUCCGCCAUUGUCGACCCCAACGACAAGGACAACGUCAAGCAGAUGUUCCCUGCCAAGUCCCUGGAGCCCAUGUCUGGCUGCGUCAACUUCCCUUGCAACAACGCCUACUACCUGCCUGACGACAUCCAGACCAAGGCUACCGAGGAGCAGGAGCUCGUCUGCACCCUUGGCGGUGGCUCCAUCGGCCACACCUUCACCGAGGAGCAGUAAACGGCUGUGCCGGAAGGAUUUCCUUUUCUUUUCUUUUGGCUUUUGACUUUGGGACGCCCAUGGGCCUCCCUUGGUGCUGAGCGCCAGGUCAACUCACGACGCUACGAUGAAAUGCAAAACUUUCAAUGAUACCUCAUCUGGUCCAAGAUGACCGGAGAGACUUAUGGGCAAAUGGGUUACUGGGAACAAGGUUUUGCACGGGGAAAACAAAAGGGACAAACUGGUUGCGAGCACAACCAUUCACUUCUUACAGAACUCUGGUUCUCUUCUUUCCGUCUUGAUGAGAGUAGAGACGCCAGAGGCUGGCACUCCUUUACUACUUUUACCGCUGACCGCGGCACUUCAUACACUCCUUUGACUGGACAAUUCUUCAACUUCUCUUCUUUCCAUUCAUGAAUACCCCCUUUUUUUACUUCAUGGUACAUAUU